AUGUGGAACGACGGCUUCGAAGACGCCAACGCCAUGGCCGCGAUGGUGAAUUUCUUUCGACCUACCAAAUAUGCGUCACUGCACGACGUCGACGCCGAGAAGGCCACCCCGUCCAAACAACCCUCUCUUGGCUCUAUCGCCGAAGAAUCUGCUUCUGAGACAAGCAGCCAGCCGUCUGAAGAUACAGUCUACGAGAAAGACCUCCCAUGCCCUCCAGACGGGGAGGGACACAAGCCCGUGAACGCACGGAUCGUCUCAGACGCCAUCAUUGGGUUAUCCGACGGUCUCACCGUGCCUUUCGCCCUCACUGCAGGCCUCUCAGCGCUGGGCAACACCAAAGUCGUGGUCUUCGGCGGCCUGGCCGAGCUCAUCGCGGGCGCCCUUUCCAUGGGCCUGGGUGGCUAUCUUGGGGCCAAGAGCGAAGAGGCCGCCUACAGAGCCACCUAUCGCUCGACGCAGAGCAAAGUGGCAGAGAGUGUCGGCGCCAACUCGACAGCCGAUGAUGAUGUCAACGGAAGAGGCAGCGACCUAUCUUCUGAGAUCACCUCCGUCUUCGCUCCCUACCAUCUCCCCCCAUGUACCCUCAAAGACUUCGCAUACCAUCUCAUCACCUCGAACAGUCCGGAGACGGUGGUUGAGUUUCUCAUGCGCUUCGAGCACGGCACACCCGAACCAGCAGCCAGCCGCGCCCUUGUAUGUGCCAUCACCAUUGCGACGGGAUAUUUUGUCGGCGGCUUCGUGCCUUUGAUCCCCUACUUCUUCGCCGGAGAUGUCACGCAAGGUCUGAUUUGGAGUAUCGGUAUCAUGGUGCUGGCGCUGUUUGCUUUUGGUUAUGUCAAGGCCGGCCUGGUCGAGGGCUGGAGCGGCUGGAGAAGUGUUCGAGCUAACCUCAACGGUGGCGGACAGAUGGUGCUUGUGGGAGGCGCCGCGGCAGGUUGUGCCAUGGCAGUGGUGAGGUUGUUCGACAGCUUUGUUGAUAUCUGA
Capronia coronata CBS 617.96 is the source of this 984-nucleotide messenger RNA. RefSeq lists its product as uncharacterized. Gene Ontology annotation, biological process: intracellular manganese ion homeostasis. Gene Ontology annotation, molecular function: manganese ion transmembrane transporter activity; iron ion transmembrane transporter activity. NCBI's taxonomy places the organism in Eukaryota, Fungi, Ascomycota, Eurotiomycetes, Chaetothyriales, Herpotrichiellaceae. Bases 1 to 984 code for a protein of 327 amino acids. The transcript has a single exon. The record is from RefSeq and is a predicted model, not a curated record. Gene Ontology annotation, cellular component: fungal-type vacuole membrane.